AUGCGCUGGGAAGACUGGUCAAGGCUAGAGGAAGCCGCAAAAGCGGCGAAAGUCGUUCUGGAGCAGCCGUCACAGGAUCUGGCAAUGGCUGGUCUGGAGUUCUUUGUAGCCUGUGCAGUGAAGGAGGAGUCCCAGGAAGAUCCGAAUGGUCUCAUCAUCUCAGUGCAGUUGUUGAUGCUGGCUGUGGAGUUGAAGCGGAGCGAUACGGAGCUGCUGCAGCGGUUGGAAGGCGUUGCGGCUGUUUCUGCCAGGGUGUCGCUUCGAGCUGAACUUCGAAGCUGCGCACCCGCUACGCCCGGCCUUGCAGCGCUUCGAGAAGCUGUGUCUGUGGCCUGGAGCAAAGGACAAGAACUUGGAGACAGUUGUCGAUGGGAGCUCGCAAUCUCCAUGUUCGAGUGCGCCCACCGCAUCCUGGAGCCACUGGACGCCGCACCAAAAGGAGACCUUGCUGUUGCGAGGCUCCAGGAGAUCUGGGCUGCAAGGGCCUGGUGCUUGGCGCUGGAUGCAUCUGCCAGGAUACAGCAGGCGAAGGGCCUGUCGACGACUGCGGAUCGAAGCGCGCUGCUGCAGCGAGCAUGUGAAAAUCUCAAAGCUGCAUACAGGCUUCGUCGCGACUCAGAGAAGGUGUCAGCUGAGGGCGUGGACCAGUCUCGUCGGCUCUUCAUCGUGCUCGUCCUUGUGGAGUUCGAGGCGAAAUGUCUGGCAGGUGAAACGGAGGAACACCUGCAACAGUUUGUUGACCAGGCAUCUUCUCAUGAGGCACUUGGCUUCAACAGCCUCUUGGCGAUGUCCAAAAUCGCAGCUGCAUCUUCAUACCGACGGCUUGCCAGACACUGCCUGCAAAGCUAUGUUCGAGUUCGUGCUGGGACCCGUGGUGCCAUGGACUUCAAGCAGGUUCUGCCUGCCUACCGCGAAAUGGUGGUCUUGCAGUCCUCUAGAAAUGACAGCUUUCGUCUUUUCGAAGGGGUCUGGAGCAUCUUGAGUCAGCAUCCGGGUGACGAUCUGGCCUCAUUGGGCUUGGAGGAAGAGGCGGCUUGGCUGAUUGCAAAGUCGUGGAAUACCGGUGCACACUUCUACCGCCUCCAGCUAUACAGGUAUGCGGAAAGUUGGCUGAGCAAGAGCAUGACCUUCGCGCAGAUGUUCAAGGGACUUCCAGGUCUACCUUCACAUGAAAGCAUGGCUGAGGGAUAUCGAUUGUGCUUGAAGCACUGCAGUACAUAG
Symbiodinium natans is the source of this 1221-nucleotide messenger RNA. Lineage: Eukaryota; Dinophyceae; Suessiales; Symbiodiniaceae. The record is from the annotation of a GenBank genome assembly.